GAAAGGACAUUUCCGUUACCAUCACAAAAGUCGGGGGAGAAGAAGAGGAAAUGAGAACGAAGGUGUACAGAGUCCCUGUCAGCGCAAUAGACAACUCGAGAAAACAUUCCAUCAAAGCGAUAGGAAUCCCAUGCAUAAGUGACGAAAUUGCAAGCAUCAAUACCACUGAUAUUACGAAACAUCUUGGACUUGUCAAUGAAAAGAUCAGACGCGGAAAAGGACCAGUUGAUCUCUUGAUCGGAAUUGAUUAUGCACACCUGCACACUGGAGAGAUGAAGCGAGCCGACCAUGUCGUAGCCAGGAAAUCACCCCUCGGAUGGGUACUGUUUGGUUCCAAACCAGGAUGCACUACUUUUGAAACAACACGAGUUCUCCAUCUGAGUAAUAAAACGUCAGUAGACCUUGCUGAAUUCUGGACAACUGAGAGUAUGGGCGUGGAAGUGAAACCCUGUAUCUGUGAAGCCGACAAGCUGAGUCAAGUCGAAAGGGAAGAGAAAAUAAUGAUUGAACA
Messenger RNA from Paramuricea clavata, 511 nucleotides. The record is from the annotation of a GenBank genome assembly. NCBI's taxonomy places the organism in Eukaryota, Metazoa, Cnidaria, Anthozoa, Malacalcyonacea, Plexauridae.